GAAUCAGGUAUUGCCUAAAAAUAAGUUCCCAUUCUGGUAUUGUUGAACUGGCUUAUUGCAGCAGUAUUCUUGAUAUUUCUUGAUAUUCUUGUAACAGUCUCGCCGAAUAUGCUUUUUCUGGCCACGUUCUGUUCAACUAAACUAGCGCCGGAGUUGAAACUUCGUUUUGACAUUUUCGAUAUGGAGGAACAGGGCACAAUCCAGUUUCUUGUGGGAUCAGUUAAAUCCAUAGAAUUGGACCGGAAAAAAAUGUCAGAAAAAUCACCGUAUUUUGCAACCUUACUCGAUCUGGAAAAGUUCAAAGAAGGCCUGCAACGGGAAAUCGAAUUGCAGAUACCACCGUAUUCCACGGAAAAAUCGGUUAUCCAUCUUUUAACGUGUGACUCAGUCGACGAACUAGGCGCCAUUAUUACCAGAAGUAAUGCAGUUUUUUUAUAUGCCGCUGCGAAUUAUUACGACAUCCAGUGGGCCAAAUCGGCCACUGCAGAGUUUAUCAGAGAAUACGGUAUAAUACCUGCGCGAUGCUGUACUCUUCUUCACGUGCAUCUCGCUUCACCGAAUUCCCGUUUGGAUAGAAAAGUCGACGAAGUUGUGGGUAACGCCUUUCCCAUAAUAACGAAAUCCCCGGAAUUUGUUUCCUGGAAGUUAGACGAGAUCCUUUAUGUUAUGCGGCGGUCGUUUCUGCACAUAAAUGAUGAAAUGGACGUCUACGAAGCACUGCAUUCCUGGCUGCAACAUAAUAAGGAGACCGUCAAUGAGCAAGCUGUGUAUUCAAUGCUAUCUGAAAUUCGAUGGUAUGCUUUAAGUGCAGGCCAAAAAAGUCGCUGUCGACAACAAUUUGAAGAGUGCUUUCCUGAUCUGAGUUUGCAACUGGAUAAUCUUAUGGCGAUCACUCCGAGUCCAUUACCUCGCGACCGCAAUAAACAUGAGUGUCUUUACAUCCGGAUCGUUCUACCUAAAAGCAAGCGCACUAUCGGUCACACCUCCAUAAUCUGCGAACUGGAUUUGCGGUUUCACACGGUGCGAACCGAGAACUGGCCAUACGAUCUAACCAAUCACGAGACGUUCCCCGGGCAACGCAUUUCAUCCAUCCCCGCCUGGCUGUGAUCAACCAGGAAGCGUAUGCUGUGAUUCAGAAAGGCCGCGACCCGGAAUUCGAUCGGGUAUCCAUACAUAAACUGCAGCGUCGCGCCCACGCCGGGGCCAUGUUCCAUCUGGGUCCCGCGUUACCCAAACACUGUUUCGUUGAAAUUCCGCCGUGCGGAAUGCCCGUAUGUGAGGUUGGGGAUGAACGAGAUAAAGUGGUUAUGGAUGGUAAGCAUUACUUUCUCGAUGGAUCGGAUCUUUACGUUCACGAUGUAUACGGAAGAGAGAACGAAAGACAUUUGCCGAGUCCAGAAUUCAGAUUGACGUCGCCUUCAUAUCGUGAAUUCGAGGACGCGGUGACCUUUGCAUCCUAUGGUAAUAUUUACAUGUACAACGGACUGCACUUCGCACGGUACGAUGUCCGACUGGACGAAUGGGAAGAUUGUCCUUUGCCUACCGGUACACCACGCGGCCGAUGCGACAUGAUCGAACUGAAUGGAUAUCUGUAUGUGACCGGCGGAUACGACAAUUUCGUCGAUGGUUUCGACAGUGAUACCACUGUCUACUCCACCGAAUGUGAUCGGUACCAUCUGGAAACCGGAGAGUGGCAGUCGAUUGCUCCGAUGCAUAACGGUCGUUGUGAGCGUCAUUUGUGCGUCGUGGACGGCCAGUUGGUUGCUGUCGGGAGAAUCCAUCCUAAACGGCGCGGUGCUCAAGGCUCAGUGGAGAGAUACCACGCUGAAAGUAAUGUCUGGACGGAUGUGAACUUUGUUCUACCUGGAGCCAGCUCUACGUUCCGCAUUAGUCAGUUUUUCGUUGCUGAAGUAACUUGCAUUCCAUAAGGAAUCAAGUAACGGGAAUAUGACUAGUGUACAUAGGAAAGAAU
This is a messenger RNA of Paramacrobiotus metropolitanus, 1972 nucleotides long. RefSeq names its product kelch-like ECH-associated protein 1. The transcript has 4 exons. Gene Ontology annotation, molecular function: protein binding. NCBI's taxonomy places the organism in Eukaryota, Metazoa, Tardigrada, Eutardigrada, Parachela, Macrobiotidae. The record is from RefSeq and is a predicted model, not a curated record. The coding region runs from base 1206 to 1928 and encodes 240 amino acids.